AAUCAAGCGGUUCCACCGGCCGCCGCCGCACCUCCCCAUAGAAACCCUAUUCCUCCGGUCCUCGCCCCCUCCGCCGCCAUUGCAGCGAUGAUGCCUCCCAUCCUCCCGCCCCCCUCCGCCGCCUACGAGCUCGUCCGCUGCGCCUCUGGCUGCGACUCCUGGGCUCCCCACCACGUCCGCCUCGACGGCGACUUGUGCCGCCUCUGCUCGUCCUGCGUCCUCUUAUCCAACCCGGACGCCUACUGCUGCGCCUGCCUCUUCCUCCUCUCCCCCAGCGUCUACGCCGCGGCCUCCCACGUCGACUUCUCGCCGGGCGACACCGCCCUCUGCUCCAGCUGCGGCACCUUCGUCGCUCACGUCGCCUGCGUCGCCGACCCGUUAUCCUUCGUCUGCCCGCCGUGCGCCGCCGCCAUCGACAACAGGGCCUUCUCGUACGAUCUCGACGGGAGAACGCUGGACGCUCGCUCCGCCCGCAUCCUCCUCACCGCGGCGCUGCUCGCGCACGACACCGCCUUGCGCCACGCCGCCGAGGCGCGCGAGAAGGCGGAGCGUAGCGUCCAGGAGGCCGCGGCCGCACGGGCGCAAGCGCGAGCCAUGCUGGACGAGGCGUUUCGCGCUGCGGAGGCGGAGGCCUGCAGGGACGCCGAGGAGCAGGUUACGCCAUCCGCGCCCGCCGUCGAGCAGGUCGCGCCAUCCGCGCCCCAAGUCGAGUCGAUCAAGAGGAAGACGCCACAGAGCAACGGGCCCAAGAAGAAGACCCCGAAGAGCAACGAGGUGAGCAACAAGCUGCUCAAGUUCAACGACAUGCAGCAACAGGCGACGCUGGCGUUUGCCACCACCGCGGCCGCUGCUGCAGCCUGCCCAAGGUCAUCGCCGAUGCCAUCAUCAAGAUUGGACAGGAGUCAAGUGAAGCAGGAGGCCAUGCCAUUGCCGGUGCCAUCGUCAAGAUCAAUCCAGAAUCAUGCAGAGAUCGGAGGUUCAGCAGACAGAGCGGCGACAGGUGACUACAGGGAGCUCUUCGGCGCAUUGCAAUGGUGAGAUUGUUGUGCCUUCCAUGCCAUGCAUUGUGUUGGUGGUGCACCUAUGCAAUCCCAGAAUUUACGGAACGCAAAGUUCCAGGGUCAAAGGAUCCCUUCAAUUGUGAAUUUCUCAUACUGUAGAUUCUAUCAAUGAGGAGGUGUUAGCUGAUCGUAUUCAGACGAUUGUUUUCAUCUUAUAUAAGUACUAGAUGCUUUACAUACUUUAUCAGUUCUGCUAUUGAUAGAAAACAAGUAUAUGUCGCUGGUGGACAGUAGAUGAAAUGGAUUCAGAUACAAAUUUCGUACCA
Messenger RNA from Lolium perenne, 1327 nucleotides. RefSeq lists its product as uncharacterized. The record is from RefSeq and is a predicted model, not a curated record. NCBI's taxonomy places the organism in Eukaryota, Viridiplantae, Streptophyta, Magnoliopsida, Poales, Poaceae.